AUGGGCACCUCUCCCUCCGACUCCCUGGCAGCAGCCGUGGAGGGCCUGCUCGAGGAGGUGGUGGCCCAGCGCCUGGGUCCCACCCCAAAGCGCAAGCAGCCUGAGGAGGUGGCAGAAGACAGCGCUGGCGAGCAGGAGAGGGCAACGAGGGCAGCGCAUCCACAGGACACCGACACGGAGGCGGCGCCUCCAGCGGCCAAGCGGGCCAAGCUGGAGCCGUCUGCCACCACGCUGGCGCUGGCGCUUCCGGCCGAGCCCGCGGCGCUCGCUUCCGCUGAUGCCCCGGCACCCACCAUCGCCACGACUGCGCCCAAGCUGCACCUGGCCACCGCCAGCCUGGCCGAGGAGGCGGCUGUGGACCUGGAGGCUGCAGUGGGUGAACUGCUGGGCCUGGACGGUGACGGCGAGCUGCCCGCCACCCAGCCCGUGGCCAGCACUCAGCCAGCAUACGAGGCAGCAGCAGUGCCAGGCACCAUGCAGCUGGACAGCCCUGCGCCUACUACUGUGGGCGAGGACCAGGCUGACCUGCUGGAUGUGGAGCCCACACAGGAUGUGGCCGACAGCGCCAGCCCAGCCAAUGGCGCAGCACCCACCAGCGCCGCAGAGCUGGCAGAGGGCCCCGCUGCCGCUGUGCCGCCAGCACCCACCAGCUGGGGCGUGGUCACCGCUCCUGCUCCCGCCCCGACCGAUGUGCCCCAGCUGGCUGCCGACUGCCCGCCGCCCACCACCAACGAAGCCACCCACAUCAACCUGCUCAAGGGGGACAUUGAGCAGGAUUUUGAUAACGCAGACGACUGGGAGCGCACCGAGGAGCACUUGGGCUGGUCCGGGUACAGCGGCGGCAUCGCAGACAGCCCCCCGAGCCCUUCCUCUACUGGGGGCACGGCCAAGCACUCUUCCACGCCGCCACCACCUGAGUCCAUCUGCGACUACCAGCUGCAGCCCAAGAAGGCGGGCAGCGGCGGGCUGGGCGUGGUUUACCCGGCGCAGCACACGCCCAGCGGCCGCUGCGUGGCCCUCAAGCUGGGCAACACCUUCACGCUGAUUGAGGGGCACCGGGACUUCUCCUGGACCACCUUUGCUACCGAAUGGAAUACCUAUGCCCAUCUGGCGGCCAGCGGCGAGGCGCUGCCCUGGAUGGCCGAGGCCUUUGAGUUUGGCCUGGUCAGGCUGGGCGACGGCGUGGCGCCCUGGAUCACGCUGUCGCUGCUGGGCCCCAGCGUGCACUCCCUGAAUCAGCGGGACCUGGCGCGGCCGGCACUGGGCGCGUAUGCCCGCGGCAUGCUGGCGGCCAUGGAGGGCCUGCACUCCCAGGGCUUUGUGCACAACGACAUCAAGCCCUCCAACUUCUGCGUGGCGCGCAGCUUCAACACCCAGGCAGCAAACUCACUGGUUGUCAGCCCCGCGGGAGCCGUGGCGCCACCUGUGGUGCUCAUCGACUUUGGCUUUGCCUCCAGGUUUGACGCUGCCACCGUGGGCGAGCCCCAGUCCUUUGUGGGCACCCCCGACUUUGCCGCCACCGCCGCGCUGCUGAGCGUGCGGCCGGGGCUGCGCGACGACUGCGAGGCGCUGGGCUACACAUUCCUGGACCUGGCACUGGAUGAAAUGCCCUGGGCGGUCACCAAGGACAGCCGGGAGCUGGACACCGGGGGCGAGCCGUGCGAGAUCACCUACUGGGGCCCUCGGGAGCUGGCGCUCAUGGAGCAGCGGCGCUCCGCCAAGUGGAGCCAGCUGGUGAAGGCGGGCCGCGUGCCCGCCUGGCUGGUGCAAUGGAUCUGCUACUGCAAAGACCUGGCGCCACAGGCAUGCCCCGACUAUGCCCACCUGAGGAGCCUGAUCGCCAUGGGGGAGCAGGAGGCAGCGGCUGCUCGGGCCAAGGCAGCCGCCGCUCGGGCGGGGGCCUGGAGGGUGGGGGCUGCAGAGGAGUAG
Molecule: messenger RNA, 1929 nt
Organism: Chlorella variabilis
Lineage: Eukaryota; Viridiplantae; Chlorophyta; Trebouxiophyceae; Chlorellales; Chlorellaceae
Exons: 10
Coding region: 1-1929 (642 amino acids)
Biological process (GO): protein phosphorylation
Molecular function (GO): protein kinase activity; ATP binding
Source: RefSeq, a predicted model, not a curated record